This is a messenger RNA of Stylonychia lemnae, 696 nucleotides long. The record is from the annotation of a GenBank genome assembly. NCBI's taxonomy places the organism in Eukaryota, Ciliophora, Spirotrichea, Sporadotrichida, Oxytrichidae.
AUGAAUAGUAUAAUAGCCUCUAAUGCUGUAAAUCCAUAUUAAAACUCUAUUUUAGAGUAAGAUAAUUAGAAGUACUAUCUGCCAUUAGUUGAUGAGCACCAAAAUACUUCUUUGUAUAAGGAUGCUUAAUAAAGGAUAUUUCAUGAGAAUUAUGGCAAAAAUAAGCCUCUCUCAGAUAUUCCAAGAAGUAUUAGAAUUCGGAAUUAGUAAGUAUUUCAACAGCAAGUUGCUGAAUAGGAUUAAGGACACAUUGAUAAAAAUGCUUAUCUAUUUCAAUAGCUAAAUAACAAAUAAACACCCAAUAUCUCUGCUCUUGAUCAUUUAUAACAGCACUCUACAGAUAGUAGAUUUAGAGAUCCAAGAUAAAGCGAAAAGUCUCUUAAGCCAAAUAUAUCUUAUGGUUAAAUUGGGAAAAUUUCACCUUUUUCGCAUUAAAGAGACAAUGAUAUUUUCAUAGAUCCCUAUACAAAUCAUUAUAACUCAAGAGAAUUAAAUACCAACUAUGAUAAAGAUUUAGGGAACACCAAGAAGAGUUUAAUGAAUACUGUCAGCAACAUGGUGCAACUGCCUAGCCUUUCACGACGAUUAAUAAUUAAAACCUAUAACAUUCCUUAACUCGUCCUAAUCACGCAAAACUUCCUUCUUAACAGAGAAAGACCAGACGUUUUAACUUGCUAAACUCAACAGCAGAUAUGA